AGAAAGAAGGCGACGCAUUGGUUUCUCACUCCCCGGCACCCUGGCCUCCGGCGACUUCAUCCAGCGAUCUCCCCGACGAUCUCCGCCGGCGGCAACUGACGACUUUUCCUCCCCUCCCGAUUCAAUCGAUCUGAGGUGGGAAAGAAGAGACAAUGGAUGCUCUGGAGGCGAUUCCCCCACGGGAUGAUCCCGAGAAGAAACCAUGCGCGGAUGUGUAUGUCGACUCACAACACCAUUCCCUGACGACAUCGACGACGGACAUGGAUGUUGUCUCCAAGGUGCUUGACGAUGACAACCUCCUGAGAGAGAUCAUCCUUUGUGUCGGCUUCCCGACCACCCUCGUCCGUGCCUCUCUCGUCUGCAAGCGUUGGUACCACCAUGCCUCCGACCGCAAGUUCCUCAGCCGUUUCCAUGAGUGCAACCCGUCCCACCUCCUAGGCUUCUACCUCGAGGACACCGAUGAUCCAAGCGUGGCUGCACACUUCUUUCCGAUGCUGCCUCAACCUCCAGAGCUUGCAACUGUCAUCCGCACUGCGAGAUUCAGCUUGGACCCCCACCGGAGUGAAAUGUCCGACAUGAUGGGCUGCCGGAACGGCAACGUCCUCAUCAGCUUGUACGACGGCAGAGAUUUUACAGUUGGAGUGCACAGCCCGUUGCACCCCGAGAGAAGUUUGGUGGUCCUCCCGCCAUUCCCAGAGUUGCAAAUUCAGGACGGCUAUUUCUGUGGUAUGAAUGAUCUCCUCCUCUCCAAACAGGAAGGCGAUGGCUUGUCCUACAUUUAUGUGUUGGUGGAGUCUACAAUGGAGAGGACCAAAUCUAUGGUGCACAUAGAUGUGCUGCGAAAUGGUGACACUGUAUGGCGCAGACAUCUUGACUUGGCCACCGACCGAUUCCUUUGUCCGCGAUUUGAUCCAAAAGCUGUGCUCGCCGACGAUAAAAUCUAUAUAGCGAGUGCCCAGAGCGACAUUGUUGUCUUGGAUUUGAUGGGCUCAAGCAUCUCCACGAUUACCCUCCCACAAGGGGUGGAGUAUGGUGAUAGAGACACCAUGUUGGCAUGGGCCAAUAAUGCUUCUGGUGUGUAUCUCAGCCAUGCCAGGAAGCUUCAACUUUGCAUUUGGCUCCACAAGGGGGGCAACUGGUUGCUGGUGCACAGUAUUUGUUUGCGUGGGAUGGUUGCUAGUUUGAGGAUGACAGGUUGCGAGGAUGAGAAUGAGGCUACUGCUCCUCUCCGGAUAAACCAUGUGGGGGAUUAUGACGAGUUUGUUUUCUUGGAGAUGGGUUGAUGUGUACUCCACCUGGAUAUCAAGUACAAGAAACUGCGUAAAGUGUAU
Triticum aestivum (bread wheat) is the source of this 1331-nucleotide messenger RNA. RefSeq lists its product as uncharacterized. Bases 153 to 1283 code for a protein of 376 amino acids. The transcript is spliced from 3 exons. The record is from RefSeq and is a predicted model, not a curated record. Gene Ontology annotation, molecular function: protein binding. NCBI's taxonomy places the organism in Eukaryota, Viridiplantae, Streptophyta, Magnoliopsida, Poales, Poaceae.